AGAGAAAAAACAAAACCAAGCAUCGGUUUGCCGGGUCCAAGUACUUUGAGCGUAAGGAUUUGGUCAAAUUUAGACAGCCACACCACACACCAUUGGAUUAGCUUACACACGUGUGGGGCCCAGUUCCGCCCAGAUCAAACAAACUACUCCCCCACCAAAAACAGUAUACAUUAAUCGUCAAAUGGGUCUUUGAUAAAUCAUCAAUCUCCACAGAUCGGGGCUCAUCCAAUUAGGGUUUUCGCCCAUUCGAUUCCCAAGGUUGGAGUGAUUUAGUUUCUGUAGAACGAAAAUGGGUGGUGGGUUUAGGGUGCUUCACCUUGUUCGACCGUUCCUCUCAUUUCUGCCUGAAGUUCAGACUGCAGACAGGAAGGUUCCAUUCAGAGAGAAAGUAAUAUAUACCGUGAUCGCUCUUUUUAUUUUUCUGGUAUGCAGUCAGCUUCCUUUGUACGGCAUACACUCUACAACAGGCGCAGAUCCAUUCUAUUGGAUGCGUGUUAUUCUUGCCUCGAGUCGUGGGACUGUCAUGGAACUUGGGAUCACACCAAUUGUGACAUCUGGACUAGUGAUGCAACUCUUGGCUGGAUCGAAAAUCAUUGAAGUGGACAAUAAUGUGCGCGAGGAUCGUGCCCUCUUGAAUGGUGCACAGAAAUUAUUGGGUAUUCUGAUAGCUGUAGGGGAGGCAGUUGCAUACGUUCUCUCUGGGAUGUAUGGAAGUGUUGGCCAACUUGGAGUUGGAAAUGCCAUUCUUAUUAUCCUUCAACUCAUCUUUGCUGGUAUCAUUGUGAUAUGUUUAGAUGAACUUCUUCAAAAAGGAUAUGGUCUCGGAUCUGGAAUAUCCCUUUUCAUAGCAACCAACAUGUGUGAGAACAUUAUCUGGAAGGCAUUUAGUCCCACCACAAUCAAUAGUGGGCGUGGAGCUGAAUUUGAAGGUGCUGUUAUUGCUUUGUUCCAUCUACUGAUAACUCGGACGGACAAGGUUCGAGCACUCCGUGAGGCAUUCUACCGGCAGAACCUUCCAAAUGUAACAAACUUGCUUGCUACGGUCUUGAUUUUCCUUAUUGUUGUCUACUUCCAAGGGUUUCGCGUGGUGUUGCCUGUGAGGUCAAAGAAUGCUCGUGGACAACAGGGUUCAUAUCCCAUCAAGCUGUUCUACACCUCCAAUAUGCCCAUCAUUCUGCAGUCGGCACUUGUCUCCAAUCUUUACUUCAUUUCCCAGUUGCUUUACAGGAGAUACAGUGGAAAUUUCCUUGUGAACUUGUUGGGCAAAUGGAAGGAAUCUGAAUAUUCUGGGCAAUCCGUCCCUGUUGGUGGUCUUGCAUACUAUAUAACUGCACCAUCAAGCUUGGCAGACAUGGCAGCCAAUCCUUUCCAUGCACUAUUUUAUAUCGUAUUUAUGUUGUCAGCAUGUGCUCUGUUCUCGAAGACUUGGAUUGAAGUAUCUGGAUCCUCUGCUAGGGAUGUGGCUAAGCAGCUCAAGGAACAACAAAUGAUGAUGCCUGGCCAUAGGGAAACAAAUUUACAGAAGGAACUGAACCGCUACAUACCCACUGCAGCGGCUUUUGGGGGCAUGUGUAUUGGCGCACUGACUGUUUUGGCAGACUUCAUGGGAGCAAUUGGAUCGGGGACUGGGAUUCUGCUUGCUGUCACGAUUAUAUAUCAGUACUUUGAGACGUUCGAGAAGGAGAAAGCCAGUGAGCUCGGUUUCUUUGGUUUCUAAAACUUAUUUGGGCUUUUUUGUGCAAUGUAUUAUUGGUGGCGCCGAUGAGCUACCCAGCAGUUUUGGUGAGCUAAGAGACGGAAGUAGAUUCUCGUGUUAAGACUACAGGAUUCAAUUUGACACUGUUGGGUAGUUUGUGAUUAAGUUUGACACUGUUAGAGAGAAUGACCCUAUGUAGCCCACCCCAAGUAAUGGGGACAAGGACCAUGUUUUUAUUUUUCAUUUUUUUAACGACUUCUGUGUAAUGUCACUUUGCAUGAUUCAAUGAAUUUUUCUUGAAGCUUUUUAUUGUCA
This is a messenger RNA of Rhododendron vialii, 2011 nucleotides long. RefSeq lists its product as uncharacterized. NCBI's taxonomy places the organism in Eukaryota, Viridiplantae, Streptophyta, Magnoliopsida, Ericales, Ericaceae. The transcript has 7 exons. The record is from RefSeq and is a predicted model, not a curated record. Bases 290 to 1717 code for a protein of 475 amino acids. Gene Ontology annotation, biological process: post-translational protein targeting to membrane, translocation; SRP-dependent cotranslational protein targeting to membrane, translocation. Gene Ontology annotation, cellular component: Sec61 translocon complex; membrane. Gene Ontology annotation, molecular function: signal sequence receptor activity; transmembrane protein transporter activity; ribosome binding.